AUGGAGAAAGGGAAAGGGAAAGAGCAUGCAUCUCCUAUAACACCUCUUGGCACAAAUCCAUCAAUUUAUCCAUCAGCUCAGAGAGUGUUAGAUACAAAUGAUGAGGCUGGAAUUAGACUAAACAAGAGUUUUGCAGCACUUGUGCAAGAAGUGGGUGGGUUUGAGAACUUGUCAUUCAAUGAGAAAAAUUGUCAUAAUUAUAUUGAUAAGGAACGCUACCUUCAACUUGGGAAAAGUGGCGCUAAAGCCAUCCUUCAGUAUUUUGCUAGGAUGCAAUACAAAAAUGAUGGAUUCUUUUCAAACAUCGACCACGAUGAUGAUGGGAGGUUGAAGAAUGUCUUAUGGGCAGAUGCACGAAGUAGGACAGCUUACAAAUAUUUUGGUGAUGUUGUGACAUUCGACAUGACAUACCUGGCAAAUAGGUAUGGGAUGCCGUUUGCACCGUUUGUUGGUAUAAACCACCAUCAUCAGUCAAUCUUUUUUGGGAUAGGAUUGAUUUCUAACGAGGAUACGGAAAUAUUUGCAUGGUUGUUUCAGACUUGGCUAAACUGUAUAGAUGGGGAAGCUCCAAAGGCCAUUAUCACAGAUCAAGAUAGAGCUAUGAAGAAUGCGAUUGCUCUCGUCUUUCCCAAUAUAGGACACAGAUAUUGUUUGUGGUAUAUACUAAAAAAAGUACCUGAGAAACUUGGUUCACAUCAUGCAUACAAAACUGGGUUGAAAACUAAUUUGCUGAAGUGUGUGUAUGACUCUCAAACCAUAGGGGAGUUUGAAAACAAUUGGGAUGUGUUAAUUACCAUGUAUAACUUGCAGGAAAAUGCUUAG
Molecule: messenger RNA, 822 nt
Organism: Carya illinoinensis
Lineage: Eukaryota; Viridiplantae; Streptophyta; Magnoliopsida; Fagales; Juglandaceae
Product: protein FAR1-RELATED SEQUENCE 5-like
Exons: 2
Coding region: 1-822 (273 amino acids)
Source: RefSeq, a predicted model, not a curated record